AAGCGCCAUCUUAGUUAUUGCAUCCAACUAACGACAUGUUAUCAGUUUAUGUAUGUCAACCCGUUUAACCAGAGGUUAAAAAUAAAUACAAUAUAAUCUAUUUCGUAAAAGUGUAACAAAACCGAAGGCAGAUAAAAUUAACCCUCUAUUAUUCAGAAUGGCAUGUCGUGUAUUUUCUGUGAUACGCACUAAUAAUGAUAUUAAAAAGUGUUUUAGUUUAACGAAAAGAUUUGCUGCUGGAGGUUCAAGUAAAACUAGUCAAGGAAAUGAAACAAGUUUAACAUUACCUAAAAAUAAUGAGGAGACAUUUAUGGAGAAAGAUGAAGUGUUGUAUAGGGAUGCUAUGAAAGCUACAGUUACAGUAUCUUCGGUAGAAGAUGUUGGAUUGGUCUCAGGUGUUCCGGAAGAUCAUAUAAAAACUCGUAAAGUUCGUAUUUUUUGCCCUCCAAAAAAUGCUAUGCAAUCUGGAACAAACAAUAUUCAUUUUUGGCAAAUAGACUUUGAUACUCGCGAACGUUGGGAAAAUUCCCUGAUAGGAUGGACAUCGACAGGUGAUCCUAUGUCCAAUCUCAAGGUGGAAUUUGCUACAGAACAGGAAGCCAUUGCACACUGUGAAAAAAUGGGAUGGGACUAUUAUAUUCAGAAACCAAACGUUAACAAUCCUAAGCCACGUAACUAUGGCUCUAAUUUUGCAUGGAAUAAGCGUACUAGAGUAUCGACUAAAUAAAAAAUGAUUUGUUAGGGAAGGAUAACUAUAGCUCUGUAUAUAGCUCUAUAUAUUUAAUUGUUCUUGUAUGUAAGAUAUUAAGCGGUAAAUAAAUUUUUACAAGAACAUA
Messenger RNA from Osmia bicornis bicornis, 836 nucleotides. RefSeq names its product NADH dehydrogenase [ubiquinone] iron-sulfur protein 4, mitochondrial (gene ND-18). The record is from RefSeq and is a predicted model, not a curated record. The transcript has 4 exons. Lineage: Eukaryota; Metazoa; Arthropoda; Insecta; Hymenoptera; Megachilidae. Bases 158 to 727 code for a protein of 189 amino acids. Gene Ontology annotation, biological process: electron transport chain.